GCGGGUGGUCGGCUGGGGUCCUGCUCCUGGAGAACAUGGCGCGGCCUCCCGGGGGCUCCGGUGCCCUCCUGGAUUCAGAGCAUUCUUCACUCCAGAAUAAUGACCAACCCUCUUUGGCCACCAGCUCCAAUCAGACUAGCAUACAGGAUGAACAACCGAGUGAUUCAUUCCAAGGACAGGCAGCCCAGUCUGAUGUUUGGAAUGACGACAGUACGUUAGGGUCUAGUCAAAAUUUUGAAGCUGAGUCAAUUCAAGAUAUUGAGGAUAUGGCAGAGGGCACAGGUUUCUAUCCCUCAGAACCCAUGCUCUGUAGUGAAUCGGUGGAAGGGCAAGUGCCACAUUCAUUAGAGACCUUGUAUCAAUCAGCUGACUGUUCUGAUGCCAAUGAUGCCUUGAUAGUGUUGAUACAUCUUCUCAUGUUGGAGUCAGGUUACAUGCCUCAGGGCACCGAAGCCAAAGCACUGUCCAUGCCGGAGAAGUGGAAGUUGAGCGGGGUGUAUAAGCUGCAGUACAUGCAUCCUCUCUGCGAGGGCAGCUCCGCUACUCUCACCUGUGUGCCUCUGGGAAACCUGAUUGUUGUAAAUGCUACACUGAAAAUCAACAAUGAGAUUAGAAGUGUGAAAAGAUUGCAGCUGCUACCAGAAUCUUUUAUUUGCAAAGAGAAACUAGGGGAACAUGUAGCCAAGAUAUACAAAGAUCUUCAGAAACUCUCUCGUCUCUUUAAAGACCAGCUGGUGUACCCUCUUCUGGCUUUUACCCGACAAGCACUGAGCCUACCAGAUGUAUUUGGGUUGGUCGUCCUCCCCUUGGAACUGAAACUACGGAUCUUCCGACUUCUGGAUGUUCGUUCCGUCUUGUCUUUGUCUGCAGUUUGUCGUGACCUCUUUACUGCUUCAAAUGACCCGCUUCUGUGGAGGUUUUUGUAUCUGCGUGAUUUUCGAGACAAUACUGUCAGAGUUCAAGACACAGAUUGGAAAGAACUGUACAGGAAGAGGCACAUACAAAGAAAAGAAUCCCCCAAAGGGCGGUUUGUGAUGCUCCUGCCGUCGUCAACUCACGGCAUUCCAUUCUAUCCCAACCCCUUGCACCCUAGGCCAUUUCCUAGCUCCCGCCUUCCUCCAGGAAUUAUCGGGGGUGAAUAUGACCAAAGACCAACACUUCCCUAUGUUGGAGACCCAAUCAAUUCACUCAUUCCUGGUCCUGGGGAGACGCCCAGCCAGUUCCCUCCACUCAGACCACGCUUUGAUCCAAUUGGCCCACUCCCAGGACCUAACCCCAUCUUGCCAGGGCGAGGCGGCCCCAGUGACAGAUUUCCCUUUAGACCCAGUAGGGGUCGGCCAACUGACGGCCGCCUGUCAUUCAUGUGAUUGAUUUGUAAUUUCAUUUCUGGAGCUCCAUUUGUUUUUGUUUCUAAACUACAGAUGUCAACUCCUUGGGGUGCUGAUCUCGAGUGUUAUUUCUGAUUGUAGUGGUGAGAAUUGCACUCCCAGAAGCCUUUUAAGAGAUAUAUUUACAGCCCUUAGGGGUGGUGUGACCCAAAGGUUCCUUUGUGGCAAGGUUGGCCUUGGGAAUAGUUGACUGCUGAUCUCCCUGCUCUUGGUUCUCCUCUAGAUCGAAGGUUGUUUUCUGAUGCUGUUCUUACCAGAUUAAAAAAAAGUGUAAAU
Mandrillus leucophaeus (drill) is the source of this 1664-nucleotide messenger RNA. RefSeq names its product F-box protein 7 (gene FBXO7). The transcript is spliced from 9 exons. Gene Ontology annotation, biological process: positive regulation of autophagy of mitochondrion; autophagy of mitochondrion. The record is from RefSeq and is a predicted model, not a curated record. Lineage: Eukaryota; Metazoa; Chordata; Mammalia; Primates; Cercopithecidae. The coding region runs from base 36 to 1367 and encodes 443 amino acids. Gene Ontology annotation, molecular function: protein kinase binding.